Molecule: messenger RNA, 3888 nt
Organism: Suricata suricatta (meerkat)
Lineage: Eukaryota; Metazoa; Chordata; Mammalia; Carnivora; Herpestidae
Gene: CCDC150
Product: coiled-coil domain containing 150
Exons: 29
Coding region: 384-3695 (1103 amino acids)
Source: RefSeq, a predicted model, not a curated record
UGCGCCUUGCCGGAUUCCGGCCUGGGUCCCGCCCCCGGCGGAGGGCCCUUCUGGGCCGGCAAAACUGCAAUUCCCGGCAUGCGCUGCCACGGGUGCGCCUGCGUACAGGAGCUACUGCGCCGGAGCGGGUUGGUUUAAAGCGCUGUUAGUUCCAUGGAAACCCGCCUACCUGCCGCGGGACGGAGCUACGGGCGGAGGGAUGGACUUUGGGUUUUCCCACUUCUUUAGUUCCUGCCUUGAGUGAUGGAGAUGACCUUCAGUGCCUGGGACCUGAGGUAGUCAUCACUUCCACUGCCUAGGAGGUGCAACUGUCCAGGCAGGUCCUGUCUCCAACCCACAUCAAUGCUACAGCUUCUGAAACAUUCACGGUACUUCAGCAAAGGAUGAGAAUAGUUGAGGAACAGACCAGUUCUCUGAGGGAUGACCUAAUAAUGUUGGACUUUGGUGAAAAAAGAGGCCAGCUGGAAGCUCCAGAAUGUUUAGGAGAGGCCGUGAGCCAGAACAUCAUUAGUCCUAUCCAGAAUGAAGUCAUGUGUUCAGGAAAAACAGAUAUUCUAUGGAAGAACUGUGAGUUUCUGGUAAAUCGAAUGUGCCGUCUGGAAAGCCUCAUCCAGUCCUUGAAGAUGAACAUCUUUCGUCUGCAAACUGAAAAGGAUUUGAAUCCACAGAAAACAGCUUUUGUGAAGGAUCAACUGAAUGCAAUACAGGAGGAGCAUACCAAGGACCUGAAGCUGUUGCAUCUUGAAGUGAUGCAUUUGCGCCAGCAACUACGAGAUGUAAAAGAGGAAGAAGACAAGGCACAAGAAGAAGUGCAAAGGUUGACUGCCACCCUGGAGAUUGCCUCAGAGACCGAGAAGAAUGCAGCCAUUAUUGAAGAGGAACUGAAGACCACAAAACGUAAAAUGAACUUGAGAAUUCAGGAGCUAAGGAGACAGCUGUCUCAGGAGAAGAGCCUACGGGACUCUCUUGAGGAAUCCUCAUCAGCCAUGCUAUGCAAAAUAAAAGAAAUGGAAUCAACAGUGGAGGUGGAACGGAAACAGGUGCAUAUUCUGCAGCAAAACUGCAUUGCCCUCCGCACUUCUAUACAGACCACCCAAGAACUACUGGCGCAGGAGCAGCAGCAAAAAGGAGAGUUGGAGACUUGUAUCUCACAGCUCAAGUCUGAUCUAAUUUCUAGAGAUGACCUCAUUUCCAAGUUGGCUGAAGAAAAUAAGAAUAUGCAGAUGUCUUUCAACAAGCAACAGGAAGAAAAUGCAUAUUUGAGGACUGAAAUAAUAUCCCUUCAUGAAACAUCAGAAAAAGCACAGGUUUCGAAUGAUGCACUGACUAGGAAGUGUUCAGAGCUGAACAGCAUGCUUGAGACUGUUAGCAUGGAAAAUGCCAGAAUUAUUGCUGACCAUCAAGCCAUUCUGCAGGUAGAGCAGAAAAUGAUGACACAGACAUUUCAAGAACAAAACUUCUUGCUGGAUGCAGCCCAUGCCAGCAUCGCUACUGAGUUACAGAGUGUUCAGAAUCAGAAAGCCCAACUCCAGGCACAUCUGGACCAUUUAAUCCUUGAGCAUAAUCAGUGUGUCCAGAAAGCACAGGAUGCUGAGAAGAGGGCAGCCUUGCAGAAAGAGCUGCUGGAAUCAACUAUUGGAAGAUUGCGAGGUGAACUGGAAGCAUCAGUGCAAGAGAAGAAGUCUCUGCUAGAGGAGAAGGAAAGACUUCAGGAAGAGGUUAAUAAAACAGAGAAAGAAAUAGCUCAAGAAAAAUGCAGUCUGGAAAAAGAAUUAGCUAAAAACAAGGUAGACAUAAAUACAUUAACCUACAACCUGCAGACUCUAGAGGAAAAGAAUAAGAACCUGUCAGAACAAAUGGCUUCCCUAGAACUUCAGCAAGUCACUUCUGAUUACAAUGAGCUUGCUCAGCAGCAGGUGGAAAAGGUCCUGGGAAGAAUUACUGAGAGUAAAAAUAAACUGGCCUAUGAAAAGGGAAAACUCCAGAUAAAAGUUAAACAGCUAGAAGAACAACUACAUUCUUUUACUGAAACCAGUUCACAGAAUGACCAUCUGCGCAAGUUGAACAAGGCUCUAGAGGUCAAUUACGCUCAGGUGAAAUCCAUUCUUGAAAAGAAUGAAGAGGAGCUCUCCAGAGCAGUAAAGUGUCGUGAUGCAGCCCUGAAAGAGAGUCAGAAGUUGAAAGGGGACCUCGAGGCUUUGGAGGACAGAGAGAACAGGAAGGUGGGAAACUUUCAGAGACAACUAGCAGAGGCUAAAGAAGACAACUGCAAAGUUACAGUUAUGUUGGAGAAUGUGCUGGCUUCCCACAGUAAGAUGCAAGGUGCUCUGGAAAAAGUACAAAUGGAGCUUGGGCGGAGGGAUUCAGAGAUUGCAGGCCUCAAGAAAGAAAGGGCUCUAAACCAGCAGAGGGUGCAGAAGCUGGAGGCAGAAGUGGACCAGUGGCAGGCCAGAAUGCUUGUUGUGGACGCCCAGCACAACAGCGAGAUGGAGCCCCUACAGAAAGCUCUAGAUGUAGCUAGAGAAGACAACAGGAAACUGGCUUUGAGCCUCGAGCAGGCUCUCCAGACAAAUAAUCAUCUACAAACAAAGCUUGAUCAUGUUCAGGAGAAAUUGGAAAACAAAGAACUUGAGCGACAGAAUUUGGAAACCUUCAAAGAACGUAUGACUGAGGAAUCCAAAAUGGAAGCAGAAAUGCAUGCUGAACGCAUAGAAGCCCUAAGAAAGCAAUUUCAAACAGAGAGAGAAACAGCCAAGAAGGCAGCGCAACGGGAAAUGACUGAGCUGAAGAAAGCCCUGGAUGAAGCCAACUUCAGGUCAGUGGAAGUCAGUCGGACCAACCGGGAGCUGCGGCAGAAACUCACAGAGCUGGAGAAGACCCUGAACACUAGCAAGGAGAAAAUAAAGAAUCAGAAGGCCCAAAUUAAGCUCCACUUGUCGACUAAGGCGAAGAACACUCAGAAUGUAGAGAGGAUGAAGCAAAUAGAAACAGAAUUGAGGCAAAUGGAGCUAAUUAAGGAUCAGUAUCAGAAAAAAAAUUAUGAACAGUCACUGAGUAUCCAGAAAUUUGUAUCUGAAAUGACUAACCUACAGAAAGAGAUGCAGCUGUUGGCCACGAGCCAGUAUGAGACCUCAGCGCGGAACAAACAGCAGGAGCUGCGGCUGGAGGCAGAGCGGAAAAUACGGCAGGAGCUGGAGGCCCGGUGCCAGGAAUUGGAAGAAACGAUCAGACACUUAAAGAAAUGCAAAGAGGCAACAGAGCAUAAACUGAAAGAAGCCAGUGUGGAAUCAGAACAGCACGAGGAGAAAGGAUGGAUGGACACAAGGCCAUGUCAAGUAUCCUUCCCUCCACUCCUGGUAAAGGGUGCUGGACACUCCCUUUGGUUGGCGGGCCGGAUAACAGCUAACCUGGAAGAAGCCCAUCGCUGGUUUAAGUGCAGAUUCGAUGGCCUGCAGCUUGAGCUGACGAAAAACCGGUUGCAGAGGCUUCCCCCAGAGGACAGGUGGCUGGAAGAGGUCUGUUCUCUUUCCAACAGGACCAAGGUAAGAAGCAAAACGUUGCAUCCAGCCAGUCUGCUCUACAGCGAUGGGAGAAUAAACAGCGUCUUAAGGUUACGCCCAAGAAAUGUCAUUCUGAACGAGAGAGACCGUGAUGCCCUUGACAGAGGCGCUUCUUCAACAGCUACACCACCGUGAUUUCCGAGCCCCGCCACUGGGUCGGCCUUUUCCACAGGCAUCAGAACACGAUGUCUUUGAUAUGGCUGAAGAGUUUGGACCUGCCUUUAUCUUUUCAGGACUUUCUGUUAUCAGUACAGAACCAUCCCAUCUUUUUUGUCCCUUUCCCUAUUUUACACCCAAUAAACUUAUAUGAAUUUGUUGUAUGCUAGGA